This is a messenger RNA of Salvelinus namaycush (lake trout), 1086 nucleotides long. RefSeq lists its product as uncharacterized. The transcript is spliced from 7 exons. Lineage: Eukaryota; Metazoa; Chordata; Actinopteri; Salmoniformes; Salmonidae. The coding region runs from base 1 to 1086 and encodes 361 amino acids. The record is from RefSeq and is a predicted model, not a curated record.
AUGGAGGUGCAGGAGCAGGUUCACGGGCAGCCUGAGCUCCAUGCCAAUGGCUCUGUGACGGUCCGUAGUGUGUUGAGGUUCCCCACUUCCAUGUUCUCUGGUCAGAAUGUCACCUGUGUGGUGGAUCACCUGGGUCUUGAGAGGCCAGAGAGAACAGGGAUACUGCUUAGUGGACUGGAGUCCCCUGUGAUGCGUGUUUUUGUUGUGAGGCAGAGGGAAUCUCCUCUGUGGCUGGCUGUAUGCGAGUACAGAGGGGACAGGUUCGGAGCACACCUCUCUUGGGUUCUACCUGACAACGCCACAGGCCACAUCUCCUUCCGCUCUGGGUAUGAAGGAGUGAGAGUGCUAACCAACCUCACCUAUGAGUUCUCACUGGCCCUCCACGAGGGUCAGGACCUGAUCUGCCUCAUUCAAAAUCACCAUGGACUAAAGGAGAGGAGGACAGUCCAUGUCCCCAAAUACUACAUCUCAUCUGUCAGAGUACUGAAUCAAACCACUCCACUGUACAAACCUUAUGGAGACGAGUUCGUUAUACAUCGAAUGUCCCUAAAGGAGAAUUUCCACAACCAGAGGAUCCUGCUCAAAGUCUAUGGCAGUGUGCCAACUUACAGCCUUACCUGUCAGAGAAAUGACGGCACAUUGGUCCAGAUGGAUGGUCGGGCUCUGUUGUUCCAAUCAGAGGUCACGGAGCGGGAGGCGGGCCUCUACACUUGCCAAGCCUCUUUCUACCACCAUCAGGCCUCGGUCCUCAUUCAAGUGGAGGUCACCAGUGAAGAUAAACAGCUCAUGAUUGUCUUCAUCGUCUGUCUCUCCUCGGCUGCAGCCAUCACGAUCCUCCUUGUCACUCUGUGUGUUUUCUGGUCUUUAUUCAACAUUUUAAUGUUCUUUGUACCCAUCUAUCUUCUCUGGUCACUGAACUCCUGUAAGAAGCUGGAGUCGCUGGCACCCUUGACCUCUCUGACCCAGGAACUGUGCUCUCCAGAGCUGAGGAAGGGAAAGACAGUGACAGUACCAGGAGGGGGAGGCCAGGAGUACAACCAGCUGCUCAGCGACUCUAUUGUCAUUGAUGCCAGAUCCACUGUGUAA